CAGAGAUCGCCUUUAAAAAGACCCUCCUCCCCCUUUUCGCCCUCCUUGAAAGUUUUUCGCCUUCCUUGAAAGUUUUUAUCACCGCAUGGGUGAUUCAGACUCUACGUCAGUCAUCUUCCCUCCGCCUUCUUCCUCAUUUAAAUGAAUUUGGAGCUCCUCCCACGGGGUAAGGUCUGAAACUUUAUAAAUUGAGCUUUACGCAAAACUCUUCUGGAAGGAGAGAAGGGAGAAUUGCUGGAGCUGGAGGGGGCUAGAGGAGUACCCAGGGAAACUGGAGGCUGUGCCUUACAACACUGUGAUUCAUUUUAUUUUUCUAUUCUAAUAUACUUAUUCCACGUCUUCGCCCCUCCUUUUGGUAGCUGAAGAUGUCUACAGCCCUCGUGUCUCCAACCAUCUUCGAGCUGAGUGAAGUUUUAUGCAAAGUAAGUUGUAGCCCCUAUUAUCUCUUAAAACUUCAUAAGGGAAUGAUCUCUCACUCCGCAUCUGUCACCAGCCCCCCCCCCCCACGUCCCGGUUUUGCUCCAAUAUUCAGCUUUUUAGGAGCCUAAAGUUUUGCUGGGUGUUGCGUGUUUUUAAGCAACGCAAAGUUUUGUUUGGGAGUUGGUCUGGAGCCUUGACGAGUUAUUUAGGCUGCAAUUCUGAGCACGCUUACCUGGGGGUAAGCUUCAUUAAACUUAAUUGGGCUUACUUCUAAGUAGGCAUACUUUAGAUUGCUUUGUUAGGGAGAUUUGCCUAGGAAGAAGUUAAGGUAGGUUAUUGCGCCAAAUCUAGUAAAAGGCUGUUUAGGGUAUUGUCACAAGCGAGCCUUCUUCGCUUCCCGUGUUAUUGACUUUGUUGGACUCUCUUUGGUUUUUCUUCUGUUUUUUCAAGAGUUUUAAAUUUGGGUGCCUUCUCGAAGAAACUUGUUAGAUGUUUUCAGUGACUUGCUGGGAUUGCAUUCCGAAAUGGUUGCCAUGCAGUUUGCCCUCUUGCUUUUUGGCUCAAGUUUACAACGGCUGGUCCUUAUUCCUUAUAGAAGAUUGAAAGCCAUUCAAAUGUAUGAAAGCUUGUUUUUAACGCGUGCAGAAGUGACUGGCCCUCUUAUUUUCCUAAAUCAGAAAGUGUGUUUAAGACGGCAGCCCCUUUUCUUGUGGGAGUUGCCCUUCAUCCUAGAUUCUGUGCAGUACUUUGAACUAAGGCGUGCCGUGGUUCAGUUUAGACUUCUGCUCAUGUUGUGGAAUGUGAAAUUUUAGCAACUUGUGCAUAGGGAGCCGAAGGUCCCUAUUGCAUUUCAGAUAGCAAAACCAACCUCCGGGGUUCACUGGAACUCUUAACGCGUGUCUUGGAAAGUUUCUUGCUUGCAAUGACUUGCUCAGCCGCACGUCUAAUUGCUUACUCGGGGUGGGGAAAGAUGGCUGUGGCCACUUUUCCCCGCAAGUGGGAUCCGUUGCUGUUUUUCACGUCUACUGGCUUCUCCUUGGUUGGAAAGGAGAAAAUCGGGUGGGUGUGUGCGCGCGCGACUGGAUGGAGAUGUGGAAUUGCAAAAGAACGUUUGCAGUCAAGUCAAAACCGCCUGUAGUUCUGCAGUUUGCUGCUUCUUACAGCCAGCAGUUUACCAGGCUUAUCUCUCAUUCCACUCACGCGGUUGCGUUUUUCUCUUUCAAGCGGCCUUAUCUUUGCAUACCAGAAGUCUUUGCCUGUAUGCAUUUCUCCUACGUUUACUUGGAGGAGAAUUUGCUGGUGGGUGAGAUCCGUGUUGUGGGAAAGUUAACAACUAUAACUAGGUUGCAAAGCACUACUUCAUUGAGAACAAUGUCACAUUGGAACUAGUAGUUUAAAUUCUGAAGUUGCACAGCUGAUUGUGCUUUUUCAUGGACCCCUUAUAACUUCCAAAACGGAGCAAACCUGGGUGUUGGUUUUCCAUUUACCAUUAAGUGUGUUGAAUAUGGAUGCACAACAAUGACUUUUUUAAAAAAAAUCUCAUAGAGUAAAUAUAAACCGGACCAAGCCCCGAAUCUUGCCUUUUACCAAGCAUGUCUCCUUCCUUGAUGCUUUCAAGCAGUUUAGAACUGAAGCUGCAGACUCUUCUUUGCUGCCAAAUGGCUAAUUGCAAAGGAAUCCUCUUGCGGUUAUGGGUGAAUUUUGCCAUGGAUCACAUGAAAUGCAAUUCCUGUGCAGGAGGUGGAGCAAGAGGGAUGGGAUUAAUUUAGAUUAGUAGCUAGCAUGUUUCCCAAAGUCUCACGCUUCUUUUCAGCUUGAGUCUUACACACUUCCCCCACCACAGAUUUAUUUUUUUUUACUCCAGAGUGGGAUCUGUUGUAUAUAGCAAUAUUAUUAUUUGUUUGCCUGUAUUCACUUCUCUCCCUCCUCCAUCGUUUCUUACUGGAAGGGGCAUGGGAAUAGGGGUUGAAGAAUGUGCUCAGAAAUUUGGGAGUAACUAGGUUAGGCCUUUAAGGCAUAAAUUGCAUAGUGGAAGUAUUGAAUCCAUGCCUAGUUCGGAAAGGAACAUGCUUGGGGGAUGUGGCUGCUUAAGGAAUAGUUGGAUAGGCCUUUGCCUAGGGCAGUGAAACAACAUGUAUUUCAUUGUGGCAUUAUGCUUGGAUGGAACAAAUGAACCUGAAGCAAAAGCUGUUGUAUAGCAGCAUUGUUUACUGUGCCGCUUUGGAAGUAUUUUGACAUACUGUAUAGCUGUUCCCUGAUAGAAAGAGGCUCAUCUUUUGGAUUGUGCCUUUCAUUUUCCUUGACCCAACCUGUGGCGCAGAACAGAGUCUGGGGGCUUUGGGAGAGCCUAUUAUGCACAUAAGGAAACUGGGAGGGAGGUAUAGAUGCCAGGUUUUAGGCUGCAUCUUGCUGAAAGGUUCUUGAGGAAGUUGGGUUGUUGACUGGCCUCUCCUUUUCCCCCUGCUAUAGAGUAACAAGAUGCUGAACUACAGCCCUUCUGGUGUCGGAGGGUGUCUCUUGGACAGAAAGGCAGUGGGAACCCCAGCUGGCGGGGGUUUCCCCAGGAGGCACUCGGUCACCUUGCCCAACUCCAAGUUCCACCAGGCCCAUCUUCUCAGCAGCCUCAAGGGGGAGCCAGCCCCAACUCUCGGGCCCAGGGAGAAUCGCUUUCGGGACCGCUCCUUCUCUGAAGGUGGCGAGCGCUUACUGCAGCAGAAGCAGCCUGGUGGGCAAGUCAACUCGAGUCGCUACAAGACGGAGCUAUGCCGCCCUUUCGAGGAGAACGGGGCCUGCAAAUACGGAGACAAGUGCCAGUUCGCCCACGGCAUCCACGAGCUGCGAAGCCUGACCCGCCACCCCAAGUACAAGACGGAGCUCUGCCGCACUUUCCACACCAUUGGCUUCUGCCCUUAUGGGCCGCGCUGCCAUUUCAUCCACAACGCUGAGGAGCGCCGCGCUGUAGCCAGCGGCCGAGAUCCUGCCAUGGCCGACAGACCCCGCCUCCAGCACAGCUUCAGCUUUGCGGGCUUCCCAAGUGCCAUUGCUGCCAACGGGCUGCUGGACAGCCCUACUUCCAUAACCCCUCCGCCCAUCAUGAGUGCUGACGACCUCCUGGGCUCUCCUACGCUGCCUGACUGUGCCAGCAACCCCUUCACCUUCUCCAGCCAGGAGCUGACCAAUCUCUUUGCUCCCAGCAUGGGGGUGCAGAUGCCCGGUGGGGGUUCGCCCACUGCUUUUCUCCUCAGACCCAUGUCGGAGUCCCCCAACAUGUUUGACUCGCCUCCAAGUCCUCAGGACUCUCUCUCCGACCAGGAAGGCUACCUGAGCAGCUCAAGCAGCAGCCACAGCGGCUCUGACUCGCCCAUCCUGGACACCUCGAGACGCCUCCCCAUCUUCAGCAGACUCUCCAUCUCUGACGAGUAACCUGGUGUUGCCUCUCGGCCUCUUCUAGCCUCUCUUCUUACAAUUUUAAGCUUGUAAUCUCUCUCCUUCCCACCUCAGCCCCCACCCCCAAAUCUUCAUAACAUCUCUGGGUUAGAUGUUAAUGCAAAGAUAGUCCACUUGCCUAAAGUCCACUCACUGGCUGAAACCACAAGUGCCAAAAUUACAGCAAAAAGUGAUAAUCGUUUACAAAUGUAGUGCCUUUUUUUAACAUGUUCACUGUGACUAUAUUACCUCUCCAGCUGCAGAGGGCACCAGCAGCCUCCACAGAGCUCUGUGCAUUUCCAGAUGUGCAGGGAAUAUCCGGAACCAGCAGCUCCUAUCACUGGCCAUGAUGCAGAAUCUUCUUUCUUUCCCCGCCCCCUUUCUCUAGCCAGUGUUUUGUAGACAUAUGGCAUGUGGACGCCUGUUAACAUCCAGCCCUUACCACCUUUUAAAGACUAACCUUGCCUGAAUCUACUCAGGUCAGCCUGAAGAACAGCUGAGAAUGGACAGUAGCUGUCACAUGCAUGGGACUUGGUGACUGGAGAGGGAAGCCAGAUGGACAAUGAAAGACUUGCUUUUGGUGCUACAAGUUCCCCGUGUGUACAUGUGACACCUUCAAAAGCGAAACAAAAAAAAAUAUGGGGGGGGUGUCUAACGGUGUUCAUUCCACACAUGCAAGUUCUGUGUAAACAAAGUUCCAGUAGUCAUAGCUUUAAUGGUUUUGCUCUAGAUUACAAUAGACCUAUCCAUAGAGCACUCACGCCAAGCUUUUUAUUUUUAUUUUCCUGGGUUUUUAAUUUUGUAUAACUUUUCAGAAAUUGGAGAGCAAAUUUUGCUUGUCACUGCACAACAAUAUAAAGCUUAUUUAACUUAUCAAAACGUAUUUAUUGCUGAAACCUAUGCUUUUUUGUUAAUUUUGUUCAUAUUUAUCUGGAUGAAUUCAUAGAAUAUAUUCUUUUAUGUUUAAAUUAUGAUCUUCCAUAUUAAUCUUAAGAUUGUGAAGUCUUUUUCUUUCCCCCUUCCCCACAGUUUAAUAUAUUAUACUACAAUGACAUUUUUUGUAACUUUACACUUUUUUGGUUAUUUUAUUUUUAAAAAAUGAAAAAUUAAUUUAAAAAAAAUGCAACAGCUGUGUUUGGAUUAUUUAUUUUAGAUCGUUCCCCUUUUUGUGUCAGACUGCAAAUUGAGUUUAAUGUGCUUCUUUGCCUCUAUGCCCCAACAAGGCCUUUCCUGGAUGGGAUGAAAUUCUGACCACAUUGCUGUCAUUGAAGGCUUCGUCAGUGACUUCAGUAGGGUCACGAUUUCACUUCUGGCCUCAAGAAUGUAUACGCACAAGCUGUGCUGUGAGAUGAUAAAAUGGAAGACUGCUUGCUUCCUUUUUUGUAAGUACUUAAAGGAAAAAAAAGUCUACCCUCUGGUUUCAAGUGCCUAUCAAAAGACAUUCCAAAUGCAGUUUGUCUUUGCAUUUCUGUAUUCCAAGAAUGGAGUGUUUCCUCAUUUAAGGUAAACUUUACUGGCACAAAGAACACAUUGAAUGUAAUUUUUCCCAUUACUGUUCACUACAUUGCCUUUUUUCUUUCUUCCUUUGUGUGAGUUUAUUUAAAGAAUCUUUUGUAACGACUGUUUGCAGUUUAAAUCAAUAAACCCCAAGUGUUUUUUCAAGAA
Messenger RNA from Podarcis lilfordi (Lilford's wall lizard), 5511 nucleotides. NCBI's taxonomy places the organism in Eukaryota, Metazoa, Chordata, Lepidosauria, Squamata, Lacertidae. The record is from the annotation of a GenBank genome assembly.